Messenger RNA from Botrytis cinerea B05.10, 1062 nucleotides. It is a transcript of the gene Bclsm7, whose product is annotated as Bclsm7. Lineage: Eukaryota; Fungi; Ascomycota; Leotiomycetes; Helotiales; Sclerotiniaceae. The coding region runs from base 127 to 549 and encodes 140 amino acids. Gene Ontology annotation, biological process: nuclear-transcribed mRNA catabolic process; mRNA splicing, via spliceosome. The record is from RefSeq and is a predicted model, not a curated record. Gene Ontology annotation, cellular component: Lsm1-7-Pat1 complex; U6 snRNP; U2-type prespliceosome. The transcript is spliced from 3 exons. Gene Ontology annotation, molecular function: RNA binding.
GGCUGACUUGCUUCAAUUGCUGUAGCUUUCCAUCACCAAAGUUCUAGAAUUCUUUGGUACCGUCAAUACUCCUCACAUAUCCCCCCCAACAGAUAACAGACCGCAUUUUCUCAUACAUGCGACACAAUGUCUGAAAGGGGUCAAGGUCAACACAGAGGUGGCGGACGUGGAGGUGGUAGAGGUCAUGGUGAACACAGAGGUGGCAGGGGAGCUGGUAGAGGAGGUCAUGGUGGGGAGAGGGGUGGACAUGGCGGGGGAAAUUUUGAGAAACCAAAGAAAGAGAAUAUCUUGGACCUGGGAAAGUACAUGGAUAAGCAGGUCACAGUCAAGUUCAAUGGUGGCAGACAUGUGAAAGGCACAUUGAAGGGUUAUGAUGCUCUGAUGAAUUUGGUAUUGGAUGAUGUGGAGGAGAAGCUAACUGAUGAUGAAGGAACAGAAGCUUGGAGGUCAUUGGGCUUAGUGGUUGCAAGAGGAACCUUACUCAUUGGAAUAAGUCCAGUUGAUGGUAGCGAAGAAAUUGCGAAUCCUUUCGUACAACAAGAAGAAUGAGAAGAAUGAGAAGAGGGUAGAAGAGAAUGUCAGGUGAAAGGGGAUGAAAUCCACAAGAACAUCUCAAUGCGCUUCAAGGAAAAGCCAGAUACGCCCACACCAAACCCGAUUGUUUACAAGCGCCACCCAAAAUGAUGCAGACAUGAUAUCCGAAGGUUAUUCAGGUGCAAGAUAUUUUGGGAAUAAUAAGACCAUAAAGAAUGAAACAUGACGUUGAACAUCUGGUCUUUCAUGAAUCGGACGAUGUGAUGUGAUGCUACCAAAUAGAUUCGGCGGCGGGGAGUUAAAAGAUCUUGUGAUAGAAUUUCAAGCAACCAACGAUCCUCUGAUCGUCUUGGGUACCCAAUGCAGGUGCAAUGAAGCCUAGCGGCUGCUUCGAUAAUCAUGUUCUUGUUGUACAGUUUCCGAAAGAUAUCUGGAGUGAUGAGUGAGUGCACUCUACGUUGAACACUCAACAUCGCUUGAACGUUUGAACUGGCUCGAAUAAUUCCAUUGGGCUUAAACAUCUCAUCA